Molecule: messenger RNA, 411 nt
Organism: Phytophthora sojae
Lineage: Eukaryota; Oomycota; Peronosporomycetes; Peronosporales; Peronosporaceae
Exons: 1
Coding region: 1-411 (136 amino acids)
Source: RefSeq, a predicted model, not a curated record
AUGUCUCAGCUUCAUUUCGUAUUCAACGUCGAGCGGUUCAAGAAAUCACCAGGAACGCCUACUCAUUUGAUCGGUCGCAAGAUUUAUCAAGCCGCAGAUUUCCUCUUCGACGAGGCUGGUCAGCGAGUCCACAUUGUGAACAAACUGGUGAAGCAACGUAAGCACCAUGGCCGUCGAGAGUUUCUGGUCGAUUGGCUUGACGAGCCAGCUUCGCAACAGUCCUGGGAACCGGAAAGCAAUAUACUGGCGCACUGGAAUGGCCUACUUGCGGACCUGCAGCGGAGGCCAACAGCACAGACAAACCCAGUCGCUCGUAGGGACCGCCAACGCCAAGCCCCAACACGCAGCUCACGCUACAACCUUCGUUCGACCUCAUCGGGUCAAGCUUCUGGGGUGGAGAAUGUAAUGUAG